AUGACUCAAAAACUUGAUAGAGCACAAGUCAAAAAGGUUUUUGACGUCUUUGACUAUAACGGCAAUGGUAUCUUGUCCCUUGCUGAAAUUGACAGGGCGGUGAUUGAACUUUACCCGCAACUGGCGAAAGACAAACCUGCCAUCAUGCGAGCUUACAAAGCUGCUGACACUUCAAAUGAUGGCUUUAUCGAUUUCAACGAAUUCGGACGUCUCACCGACCUUCUCCAUUACUACCACGAACUAUACAAGAAAUUUCAACAACUUGAUAUAGAUGGCGACAGACGCAUCAGCUAUGUCGAGUUCAAGAAGGGACACGAUCUCAUGGGGAUAAAGGGACGUUCGGAGAAAGUGCUUAAGGCAGCUUUCGAUGAGAUCGACACGAACCAUGGAGGAUAUAUUCUUUUUGAUGAGUUCUGUACUUAUGCCGCCAAG
Molecule: messenger RNA, 432 nt
Organism: Paraglomus brasilianum
Lineage: Eukaryota; Fungi; Glomeromycota; Glomeromycetes; Paraglomerales; Paraglomeraceae
Source: the annotation of a GenBank genome assembly